This is a messenger RNA of Paramecium tetraurelia, 552 nucleotides long. RefSeq lists its product as uncharacterized. The transcript is spliced from 2 exons. Lineage: Eukaryota; Ciliophora; Oligohymenophorea; Peniculida; Parameciidae. The record is from RefSeq and is a predicted model, not a curated record.
AUGGCAACUCCAGAUUUAAUCACUUAGCAACUCUAUAUUGAACAUGAUGAUUAUUUAAAUGACAAUAAUGUGGAGUAUGAAUAAGUAUAUAGACUGGUUUAAAUGCUAUAUGAUCAUCAACAAUAGAAAAGUGGAACGAGAAGAUCAGUCAUCAAAAACCUUGAUCAAGUUGAAUCCUAUAUCGAGAGCGAUUAAGAUGAAUUAAAUAAGAGUAUAAUGAUGGAACAAGAUGAUAAUUGGCAAACUCCUCCUAAUAGAAGAACAGAAACUAUCUAUCCAAAAGACAAUAGUAAAUUUAAAUAAGUACCUUCCAGCGAAAGCAUGAAUUUAAGCAUCAGCGGAAUGUAGAAUUUUAUGUAGGGUUAAUAGAAAAAGCCAAAUAAUCUUACGUAUUUACCUAUCCAUAAUUUUGAUGAAUAAAUUAACAAAAAUAGGCGAUUUGUAGAGGAUUAAAUUCAAUAAAACCAAUAAAGCUAUUUUAAGAAUAAAUUCAUUGAGUUACCACAGCCUUUACUUAACAGAAAUAAUUAAAAAAUCAAUAAUUAUUAUUGA